CGUCAACAUCACAUACCGGAAGUAGGAAGCUCAAACCGAAAAGAGCGCCUUGAAUCAAAAGUGGAAACGUUACCUGAAGUGUACUCCUGCUCACCGGGACCAUGAGUUUCUCCCCUGGUCCGUCCGGGCCCCUCGGGGGCACCAGUAUCCAGGAGCAGAGGGACCGCUGGGAGAGGAAACGUAGCCGAACAGCCAGAGAGUUGGUGCUGACAGAACAACACUACUGCCAACAGCUGGAGCUGGUCACUACUUACUUUGUGGAGAUCUUAAAGGCCAAAGGAACGCUGAAGCAGGACAUUAGAGAAGGCAUCUUCAGUUCAAUUAAAGCCAUUCAUUCAGUAAACCAAUCUCUGCUGGUCCAUCUGGAGAAUGGCUACUUCGGCCGAGGCUUUGACCAGAUGUGUCCACAUCUGCACCACUACAACACGUAUAUGGACAACAUCUACAAUGGCAGCAGAGUGCUCGGGAUCCAGCUAAAGAAAAACAAGCCCUUCAGACGCUUUAAGAAGCUACAGGAAGCCCGACCAGAGUUCCACAACCAGAAGCUGGAGGAUUUACUCCAACUUCCCAUUCAGCGGAUCGAUCACUCAGCCCUCUCUGGCUCCGUCUCUCUCUUCACACUUCCCAUCAUCAUCAUUGAUUCGUCUGUCGUUUUCGGGGCGGUGGCCGCGGUGAACGAGGUGUCCAAGCGUAUCCAGAACAAUACCCGGCGCCAUGAGAACCACCUACAGCUAUGCCGGGUGCAGAAACUGCUGAAAGGGCGAAAGACGAAGGUGUCAGCUGCAGGGAGGUGGUACAUCCGCGAGGGCUGGCUCAAGGUGGUUCCUCCUAAAGGGGCGGACGCUACGCCCAAGAUGUUCUUCCUGUUCUCUGACAUGCUGCUGCAGGCCAAGCACUGCAGCCCGCUGCAAUUCACCAACAGAGACAAGUUUGCCGGCCAGCACGCCUUCCCGCUGCAGGACUGCACUGUGGAGAAGGUGUUUGGCCACACCAGGAGCCAGGGAGGCCUGCUCAGCUUAACCUUCCCCAAAGCCAAACUGCUGCUGAUGUCUUGCAACCAGGAGGAUCUCAAUGACUGGUACCAAAGCCUGAGCUCAGCUAUCGGGAAGCUGCAGUCUAAGCAGACCGUAGUCCAGCAGAGAGACGACGAGUUGUGCCGGAGACCCCUCCGAUCAGCCGCCGACAGCCACAACACGCCGAGCAGCAGCAGGAAGAGAAACAUGGUGAGCUCUGAGACCAGUGAGCAUGCUCAGAAGCCUCCAGUUGAGGGGGAGGGCAGCGCCCCCAAGAGGAUGAAGCAGUGUGACGCUCCAGAGCAGAGCAGUGCAGAGGCGUCCUCGUCCAGCUGUGUGAUCCUCUGAGGGAUGGAGAUGACGGUGGAUCCUGCACCAUCACCUCAGACCCACUCUUGUGCUCCACUCGGUUUUGCCAAAUACACACAAAAGCACUUUUUACGGUGCAAGUCAGGAGAUUCUGAUUAUUACUAACAGCAGCUUCUGCUCAUCCUGGACGUGAAACUCUCUCAAUCUGCUGCUUCAAAGUCCAAACAUGUGAUGACUGUUUAACUGGAAGCGGUUUGCUCCAAACACCCUUUUUUAUGAAUUCAUGUUGUCUUUCCCCUGACUCUUAUAUUUUGUCUAUUGUCUCCUCACAUUUGGGAAAAACACUAUUAUGAAAUAAAUAGACUUUUAAAAAAUGUCUCAUUUUGAAAUAACAAUAGUUAUAAGGGACUAUUAUAUUAAUUAUUAUCUUAUAAUGUCUUAUUUUCUAUAUAAUAGUGGUCAAUAUAAUCCAGAGUCUAGGGUAGGUCAUCUUGAGAAACUCGCAACAGUAUGCUUGAUUUAAAGAAUGGUCCAACUGAAUAUCCAGCUAGUGACGUAGUGAUAACGUAGUGAUGAUGUCUCUUUUCCAGUGAACGUAUUUACAGCACGAGCUGACAGAA
This is a messenger RNA of Anarrhichthys ocellatus (wolf-eel), 1942 nucleotides long. RefSeq names its product Rho guanine nucleotide exchange factor (GEF) 39 (gene arhgef39). The transcript has 12 exons. The record is from RefSeq and is a predicted model, not a curated record. Gene Ontology annotation, molecular function: guanyl-nucleotide exchange factor activity. Gene Ontology annotation, biological process: positive regulation of cell migration. NCBI's taxonomy places the organism in Eukaryota, Metazoa, Chordata, Actinopteri, Perciformes, Anarhichadidae. The coding region runs from base 102 to 1361 and encodes 419 amino acids. Gene Ontology annotation, cellular component: plasma membrane.